Molecule: messenger RNA, 3627 nt
Organism: Pseudophryne corroboree (corroboree frog)
Lineage: Eukaryota; Metazoa; Chordata; Amphibia; Anura; Myobatrachidae
Gene: FZD1
Product: frizzled class receptor 1
Exons: 1
Coding region: 184-1851 (555 amino acids)
Biological process (GO): canonical Wnt signaling pathway; non-canonical Wnt signaling pathway
Cellular component (GO): plasma membrane
Molecular function (GO): Wnt-protein binding; Wnt receptor activity
Source: RefSeq, a predicted model, not a curated record
GGAAACGGCCCGGAGUGAUACAUUGUAUCAGAGUGAGUUGCGCUCUGCUCCCGUGCACAGCAGCCGGCGCCGCUGUGUUCCUGUGGCAAGCCGGAGAUCACCUACAGCAGCAGCAGCAGCACCGGGCGCUGCUCCUCAUCAGAACGGGCAGACUUUCUCCAGACCCCAUGCUGCAGCACACUCAUGGCAAGGGAUCCUGGCACCAGCAUGGCACAGUCCUCUAAACUUUGCAGCCUGCUGGGGGCGCUGCUCUGUGCCAGCCUGGCGGCGGAGGCACAGUACAACGGGGAGAAGGGCAUCUCCAUCCCGGACCACGGCUACUGCCAGCCCAUCUCCAUCCCCCUGUGCACGGACAUCGCCUACAACCAGACCAUCAUGCCCAACCUGCUGGGACACACCAACCAGGAGGACGCCGGGCUGGAGGUGCACCAGUUCUACCCGCUGGUGAAGGUGCAGUGCUCCCCGGAGCUGAAGUUCUUCCUGUGCUCCAUGUACGCGCCGGUGUGCACGGUGCUGGAGCAGGCGCUUCCCCCCUGCCGGUCCCUGUGCGAGCGGGCUAGGCAGGGCUGCGAGGCGCUGAUGAACAAGUUCGGCUUCCAGUGGCCCGAGAGUCUACGCUGCGAGAAGUUCCCGGUGAACGGUGCCGGGGAGCUGUGCGUGGGGCAAAACACCUCCGACCGGGGCACCCCGACUCCUGCCGUGCCCGAGCCCUGGACCAGCCACCCCAACGUCAGAGCCCCCUACCGGUUCAGCUGCCCCCGGGCGCUCAAGGUGCCAGCCUACGUUAACUACCACUUCCUGGGGGAGAAGGACUGCGGAGCGCCGUGUGAGUCUGGCCGGGCGCACGGGCUCAUGUACCACGCCCCCGAGGAACUGCGCUUCUCGCGCAUAUGGAUCGGGAUCUGGUCGGUGCUGUGCUGCGCCUCCACCCUCUUCACCGUGCUCACCUACCUGGUGGACAUGAAGCGCUUCAGCUACCCUGAGAGGCCCAUCAUCUUCCUCUCGGGGUGCUACACCAUGGUGGCCAUCGCCUACAUUGCUGGGUUUCUGCUGGAGGACAAGGUGGUCUGCAACGACAGCUUCUCAGAGGAUGGGUACAAAACUGUGGCUCAGGGCACCAAGAAAGAGGGCUGCACCUUCCUCUUCAUGAUGCUCUAUUUUUUCAGCAUGGCCAGCUCCAUCUGGUGGGUCAUACUCUCUCUCACUUGGUUCCUGGCAGCUGGUAUGAAGUGGGGGCAUGAAGCCAUAGAGGCCAACUCCCAGUACUUCCACUUGGCAGCCUGGGCAGUGCCAGCCAUCAAGACCAUCACCAUCCUGGCUGUGGGGCAAGUAGAUGGAGAUAUCCUCAGCGGGGUUUGCUUCGUUGGGAUCAAUAACGUGGACGCCCUGCGCGGAUUUGUGUUGGCCCCACUUUUUGUUUAUCUCUUCAUUGGCACCUCCUUCCUCCUGGCGGGCUUUGUGUCCCUCUUCAGAAUAAGGACCAUCAUGAAACAUGAUGGCACCAAGACGGAGAAACUGGAGAAGCUGAUGGUGCGGAUUGGGAUCUUCAGUGUCCUCUACACUGUACCUGCCACCAUUGUCAUCGCUUGUUAUUUUUAUGAACAAGCCUUUAGGGAACAAUGGGAGAAAAGUUGGGUGAGCCAAAGCUGCAAGACCUAUGCCAUCCCCUGCCCUGGUACCAACCACCCACCAAUGACUCCGGAUUUUACGGUCUUCAUGAUCAAAUAUCUCAUGACCUUAAUUGUAGGGAUAACCUCUGGCUUCUGGAUCUGGUCUGGAAAAACUCUCAAUUCCUGGAGAAAGUUUUACACAAGACUCACCAACAGUAAACAGGGGGAAACAACAGUGUGAGCCUCCAGCCACCCACUGACUGCUGACUUGUACACUGUGUAUUUUUAAUUUUGUAAAUAACAGCUGUAACAUUUUUGUAAGUAUAUUUUGUAUUUAAAUGACAACAGAUCAUACCUUUUUUAACAUAGGAUGCUCUAACUAUUUGUUGGUUCUAAGGCUGCUGGGUAUUAAUGGGAACUUUUUAUGGCUCGCUAUACCAUCUGCUUCAAGGGAAAAAUGCUUUAUUUUUGGGAAGGGGGGUCUUAAGAAAUAAGGACUUUGACAGCACUUGUAAGCAGCUUCUUACCUUUAGCUUAAUAAAAUACCUCUCUGCCUCAACUCGCAGCCCCCCACACCCUUCAAAAGAAGGAGACCUUUGGACCUCUCUACAGAUAUUUUAUGUUUUGCACUUGCCACAAACCAGGGCCACAAUCUAUUAACUCCCUCACCUAUUAUCCAUUAAAGCUGGUAGUUUAUUUGUUUAGCGUUGCCAUUAUCUUCUGGGGGUUUUUGUAUUUAAAGUAGUGCUUUUAAAAUACUCCUGGAUCAUAGGUUCUCAACUUACUACGGAAACUAUUGACUUACAGAGUUAGGAAAUAUUAAACAUUCAAAAAUAUAUAUAUGUAUUGUGUUAAUAAUUAUAUAUAUAAAAAAAGAUCCUGACAUAUUUAAUGGAAAUGUUAUUGAAUUAUAAGGCUUAGGUGAAUAUUUAUCAAAGCUUGGAGAGUGAUAAAAUUGUGGGAGAUAGUACCAACCAAUCAGCUCCUAAAUGUCAUUUUUCAAACACAGCAUGUAAAAUGUUAGACAUAAGCUGAUUUGUUGGUACUUUAUCACUCACUAUUUUAUCUAUCUUUGAGCUUUACGUAAUAUCUCCAUUAUGUUAUAGACUGUUGUGGCUUUUAAUUAGCUUUUACAUAUUCAGUUAAUUCAAAUUUGACAAUUGAAUAAAUACAUUAUAAAAAAAUAAAAGGUUGAGAACGUCUGCUCCUAUGGGGUACUUUACCAUAUAAGCACUUGUUUUGUCUGUUGCUCCAGCAAACUAGUAGUUCUCCAUUGAUUCAUUCCUGCCUGGCAGAAAGUUGAGUCUUUUGUUAAAUACAUCUCCUAGCCUAGACCCUUCAUUGUUAACCUUUACAACCCCUGACACAAAUGUGUUUGAAAUGUCCAUUUGACUGAGUACAGAUUGAUUUUACUAGAUAAUUAUAGGGUGGGAACAGUUAAUUGUGCAGGGGUUAAUUAAGAGUCUACUCAGCCAGAUAGCAAUGGACUUAAAUAAUGCAUAAUUUUGCUUCCUUCCUUUCUGCAUAGCGGUACGAUAUACUCAUGGCAACAGGGUGCGGGGGAAAUUUUACCAUGGAAUAAAUGCGAUUUUGCUUUGUUUGUGGUUAAAAGCAUGUAAUGGGUGUUUUCAAUGGGUCGGGUCUAUACAACACAACCAAAGGGCCAAAUAAUUAAAGACAGAUUUUUAUUUUUACUCAAUUUUAAAACCAUAAAUAAGCUAAACAAUUGGUAAAUGUAUGAUUUUUAUUAUUGCUAUUUUAUUAGAGAUUUGGAGGUGAAUAUACAUGUUUUUUAUUUUUUUUUAUUGCUAGUCGUUAUUAAAAGAAAAACCUGUUUGCUGUAGGGUGAAAUACAACUUUCACUUUUUCUUAUAAUUCCCUUUUUAUUGUGACAAAGAACAAAUGUCAUGCUGUAUUGGUCUCCAAAUUUCAAUAUAUAAUAAGUAUGUCUGAUUUUUUAUUUUCCUACAUGUAUAUUUUCAUGCCCUGAAAAAAAAGCAUUUUCUUUUUUUUUUUU